UUUUGCAAAUCACCAACACCCUUGCAAACCUACCCCAUCACCAUGGCUCUCAUCGACAGGGUGCCUGGGGAUCUAAACCUGUACAUUGGUGGGUAGGUAACACCUGUGUUUGUGGCGAGUUGCCUAUCCCACCCCACAGUACUUAAUUCAAGGCCGGUGAUGUACGAGGCUAACAUGCCCAAUCUAGCAUGUUCACGCUUCGACGGCAUGAAGCACUCAAGCAAGCCAACAUCACGCAUGUUCUGUCUGUUCUGCGCAUGCCAUUGGACCAAGAACUCUUCAAGCCAUUCAAGCACAUGGUUGUAGAAGUUGACGAUGUCGAGGACGAGAAUUUACUUGAACAUUUCCCUGCCACAAAUGCCUUCAUUCAGGAAGGGCUCGGCAGUGGUGGAGGAGUGCUGGUUCAUUGUGCCAUGGGUAAAUCACGAUCAGCAACCGCUGUCAUCGCCUACCUGAUGCAAAAGCACAACAUCGACGCCUCGGAAGCAUUAUCACAAUUACGGCAAGCGCGACCUCUCUGCGAACCGAAUGAAGGUUUCUGGAAACAGCUCGAGCUAUACGGCGAGAUGCAGAAGCCUGAUAACGUAGAAGAAACUCCAGCGUAUCAACGAUGGGUCUAUCAGCGAGAAAUCGAGCUGAGUCGUGCGUGUGGCCAAGCCCCCGAAGCAGACAAGAUUCGCUUCGAAGACGAACAUGUCACUGACACCAACUCCGGUUUCGAGUUGCGGUGUCGCAAAUGCAGACGGCCACUCGCAACAUCACAGUACUUGCUUUCGCAUAAAACAACACCUGUGUUGGAUGACCAGAGCAUGGCUCCGCCUCCAGCUGGCCCAACUCGAGAUUGCGCUCACUACUUCCUGGACCCUCUAUCAUGGAUGCGUCCCGAACUUGAGCAGGGCAAACUCGAAGGACGUCUCGAGUGCCCGAAGUGCCAAAUGAACGUUGGCAAGUAUGCUUGGCAAGGCAUGCAAUGCAGCUGUGGAGACUGGGUUGUGCCGGGCAUUAGCCUCUCUAAAGGAAGAAUUGAUGAAGCGAGAAAAGCUACGGCCGGAUCUGGUAUCCGUCGUCCACCAGGUGCAUCAAUCCCGCCACCACAGGCUCAAAACCAGGGCUCUCCAAAGCAGAAUUUGUGAGGUUCGAGCUGGAUCACUGCCGAGUCAGAGAAGCACAUUGUGUUUCGUUGAACGGGCCUUCCGGAAGAUCGAAGAAGGACACGGACGCGCUCUUCAUGGUUAUGGGUACUCAGUCUCGUUAGUAAGAUGAUACCCUCCACUAUAUUAUCAGCCAUUGGCCGAGGUAGCAAUUAGCAUUGAGGUUGUCUAGAGACAUACCGGACGCACCUGCAUCCUCCUAGAACCUGAUUCUUGUUUGAAAACGCCAUCUGACAGGACAUGAACAGACUGGUUCAGCGCACACCAACUAGAUAUGCAUACCAGAUAUGGGUUCAGAAAAGUCUUCAAAUCCACCUGGUCAUACGUCCUCUCUUACUGUGUAUCAGCACCAACCCCCCAUAACUAUGCCGCAAUUGAC
Messenger RNA from Dothidotthia symphoricarpi CBS 119687, 1530 nucleotides. RefSeq names its product dual specificity protein phosphatase 12. NCBI's taxonomy places the organism in Eukaryota, Fungi, Ascomycota, Dothideomycetes, Pleosporales, Dothidotthiaceae. Gene Ontology annotation, cellular component: nucleus. The record is from RefSeq and is a predicted model, not a curated record. Bases 189 to 1133 code for a protein of 314 amino acids. Gene Ontology annotation, biological process: protein dephosphorylation. Gene Ontology annotation, molecular function: protein tyrosine/serine/threonine phosphatase activity. The transcript has 3 exons.